AUGGUGAUGGAUAAAUUUGAAUCUCAAUUUGAAGAUAUGGAUGCCCAGGUGGGUUGUAUGGAAUCUGCAAUCAGUCAAACAACAGCGUCCUCGAUGCCACAAGACCAAGUGCAUUUACUGAUGCAAAAAGUAGCUGACAAAGCCGGAUUAGAGAUCAAGCAUGGAUUGGGUGAAGUGCCCAAGUCUUCGGUCGGUGUUGCUGAACAGGAACCGGUGGACAAUCAAGAAGCACCGGAAGACGCAUUAGCUCAACGCCUUAAAGCACUCAGACCAGCAACCUGA
Molecule: messenger RNA, 282 nt
Organism: Puccinia graminis f. sp. tritici CRL 75-36-700-3
Lineage: Eukaryota; Fungi; Basidiomycota; Pucciniomycetes; Pucciniales; Pucciniaceae
Exons: 1
Coding region: 1-282 (93 amino acids)
Source: RefSeq, a predicted model, not a curated record